Molecule: messenger RNA, 900 nt
Organism: Ipomoea nil (Japanese morning glory)
Lineage: Eukaryota; Viridiplantae; Streptophyta; Magnoliopsida; Solanales; Convolvulaceae
Product: ATP-dependent DNA helicase PIF1-like
Exons: 2
Coding region: 1-900 (299 amino acids)
Biological process (GO): telomere maintenance; DNA repair
Molecular function (GO): DNA helicase activity
Source: RefSeq, a predicted model, not a curated record
AUGCGGGAUUUGUUGCGUUUUGUGGACCCUAAUAGUGAAAUGAAGACGUUUGGUGGUAAAACAGAUGUUCUGGGUGGAGAUUUCCGCCAAAUUCUUCCAGUAGUUCCAAAAGGUACACGGCAAGACAUUGUUUCUUCCGCCAUAAAUUCAUCAUAUCUAUGGGAUAGUUGCAAAGUUUUAAGGUUGACUAAAAACCUCAGAACAAGUUCGGUACACAACGGUGUGAACCGGCAGGCAUUACAAGAGUUUGCUAACUGGAUUGCCAAUAUCGGCGAUGGAAAGCUGGGUGGGCGGAAUGACGGAUUCGCAGAGGUUGAAAUGCCUAAUCACAUGUCAUACUAUAGUUCAGACGCAGUAUGCAAAGUCGACGGCGAUAAUGGUAUACUUGGAGAUGUACACACACCGGAAUUUCUAAAUAGCAUUUGCGUGUCGGGUCUACCAAAUCAUACACUGAAUUUGAAAACCGGCUCACCAGUAAUGUUAAUGAGAAAUAUUGACCAUUCUCUUGGGUUGUGCAAUGGAACUCGGUUGAUAAUCACAAAGUUAGCAGACCAUGUUAUUGAAGGCGAGCUUCUCAUUGGUCCCAACAAAGGUACAAAAGUAUUAAUCCCCCGAAUGUCAAUGUCACCCUUGGAUCCAAAAUUGCCAUUCAAGUUUCAACGAAGGCAAUUCCCAUUGAUGCUUUCAUAUGCGAUGACCAUAAACAAAAGUCAAGGCCAAACGGUGACUCAUGUAGGUUUAAUACUAAAGAAACCAGUUUUUGUACACGGUCAGUUGUACGUAGCUGCAUCUCAGGUUAAUAAUCCAAACGGUCUCAAAAUAUUGAUUGUAAAAGACUCAAGUUCAACUACUACAUCAACCACUAAUGUUGUAUAUCAUGAAGUUUUCAAUCAUUUGUAA